Esox lucius (northern pike) is the source of this 2711-nucleotide messenger RNA. It is a transcript of the gene arf2b, whose product is annotated as ADP-ribosylation factor 2b. NCBI's taxonomy places the organism in Eukaryota, Metazoa, Chordata, Actinopteri, Esociformes, Esocidae. Bases 102 to 647 code for a protein of 181 amino acids. The record is from RefSeq and is a predicted model, not a curated record. Gene Ontology annotation, cellular component: plasma membrane; cytoplasm. The transcript has 5 exons. Gene Ontology annotation, molecular function: GTP binding; GTPase activity. Gene Ontology annotation, biological process: intracellular protein transport; vesicle-mediated transport.
AGUGCCUACACGCCGGUGUCUCCUGAGUUGCGCAAAACGCCAUUUUGGAGUGACUGAAAAAGAAGAAAGAUCGAGAAGCUGUCUUUCUAAGAUUAGUCACCAUGGGGAACAUGUUUGGAAGCCUGUUCAAGGGCCUAUUCGGCAAAAAGGAGAUGAGGAUUCUUAUGGUUGGACUCGACGCUGCUGGAAAAACAACCAUCCUGUACAAACUCAAACUAGGAGAGAUUGUUACCACCAUUCCUACAAUUGGUUUUAACGUUGAAACGGUAGAAUACAAGAACAUCAGCUUCACGGUGUGGGAUGUCGGUGGUCAGGACAAGAUCCGGCCGCUGUGGCGCCACUACUUCCAGAACACUCAGGGGCUCAUCUUUGUGGUGGACAGUAACGACAGGGAGCGUGUGAAUGAGGCGCGGGAGGAGCUGCAGAGAAUGCUGGCAGAGGAUGAGCUAAGAGACGCUGUGCUGCUCGUUUUUGCAAACAAACAGGACCUUCCCAAUGCAAUGAAUGCUGCAGAGAUCACAGACAAGCUGGGGCUCCAUGCCCUCCGCCAGCGCAGCUGGUACAUCCAAGCCACCUGUGCCACCAGUGGGGAUGGCCUUUACGAGGGCCUCGACUGGCUCUCCAACCAGCUCAAGAACCAGAAAUGAUCCAUUCCACACACACUUUUUUUUUUCUAUUUUUUUUUUUUCUCUGUCUGACACAGUGUCAGCACCGGUAGCAAGCCCCCGGACCCCCAGAACUCCUCCCUCCCCAGUAUUUCUCCAAAAAUGUAAUACUCCCUCUCUCUGUUUCUGUACCGUACAUUUCUCCUGGGGCUGAAACCUGUGCUGCGUGUGUGUGUGUGUGUACGUGUACUGUGUGUUUGCAGUCAGGUGUGUGUGUUUGAGAGAGUGUGUGUGUGUGUGUGUGUGAGCACGCGCAUGUUGGUGUGAAGGCGUCUCUGUGUCUGUUAGCUGGGAUUGGGAGUAACCCUGGCGUGCCUUUAACACACCUCCUGUGGAAAUCGUGGUCUGGCUCUUCAAACGCCACCCCACCACAUCCCACCCGGCCCCACAAUUGCACGAUCCCCACUUCCCUUUGCCCUUAGCCAAGCAUGGUUUUUAAAUGGCAAAGAAAGAGCAAGGGUGCAAUCGGUCGUCCUCCCUCUCCUUGGUAGAUAUAAAACUUUGUUUGUACCUGCAGUGUUGAUGGAAUGAUAGGAUAGCAUUUUAACGUGUUUGUUUUGAAACCUUACCUAGCCCCGCCCGCAGUGAUACCACAUUGUAACCUGUAUCAGGUUAAAGCAAAUCAAAAAUGAUCUCCUUCCACCCUUGGUUGUUCUUUGUGUCGUAAAAAAAAAAAAGAGAGAAAAACAUGCUGUUUUAUUGUUAUAUAACUAACAUCUUUUAGCAAUGGUUCUUCAGCGAACACUAACCUUUCCCAAGAGAGACCGUGAAGCACAAAGCAGCAACCAUGGGGACAUUGUCAAAUAUAAGAAUUAGUUUAGAAUUUAAAAAUAAAACCAUAUGUUACUUUGACUUGUUCAUUUUGAAAUUGCUAGUACUUGAUAUUUUAGUGACCGAGUUUAAAACAGUGGAUUUUCGUGACUGUAAAAUUUUCUCCUGCAUUUUCCAUCUGUUUAUUCACCUGGCAUUUCAAUACAUGGUGGUUCUAAUGAGCUGCACUGGGCUCUGCCCUUCAAAGCUGGCUGUCACCAGGAAAGCUAUUCAAACAGUGACGUUCCGUCUUAGGGUAUUGCAUUGCACAGACGCCCACGAUAUGGACUCUGUGAAUGACCAUACUGGUUUGAGUAGCAUAGUGUUCUGCUGUGUUGGAUGGUCUGUUAGUGGUAAAGUCGUUGGCACCACUGAUCAGUGCCCAAUAAAAUAUGAAAUGUAAUUGUUUGAUGCUACUACCCCCACCUGUAACACUAUUGGGCGCUGCUUAGUGUCACCAACAAUGUCCAUUUCUUCACUACCAAUUAACAGUAUUGUCUACCGUGGACACUUGCUGCUGAAACCGGUAUAGCGUGGGUUAGUGACACGGCUGGAGAUCUGUUUGUUAAUACGAUUACACAGUCAUUCCAUUUUGAUUAAUACGUUCGACUGGUUGACAUUCAGAAGCUUCACACUUUAUUCCUUGAAAUGUUACAUGUAUGUUGUCUGUAGUUCUAGCAUUUCUGUUUGUACAACUGCUGAACCAAAUGCAACUGAGCAGUCUGACAAAUCCUGUAUGUUAAACAAAGUGUACCCGUGUUGUUUUCUACCUGGAAAUGUUCGAGACAUUAUUCCUGUCUUAGAGGUUGCCAGUACCUCAGUAAGCUGUAACGAGCAGCUUGCUGUUUUCCUGGACGUGAAGGCAAAUCACCAAAUAUGAAUGCUCUUGUAAUGCGCUAGGGCUGGGUUAAUGAAGGAAAUAAGCAUAGUUCAAGGGUCUAAUAUUGGCUACAUUUGGCAACUUUGUGCUAUAUACUUAAGUUCCUAAGACCAACACAACAGGUAUUUGGUAUCAGUUCCUCCAUUCCCUUAGCUGUAAGAAGGACUAGUGAAGGACUACAGGGGCACGGGCCGGGGGGACUGGCUGGUCGUGAGCUAAGCGCCUUCUUCAAUUGUGUGAGUGUAGAGUUUAUGCUGGCACUUCUGUUAAGAAUGAUUGUAAAUCUGUACGUUUUCCCCGCAGCCGUUUCUGUGGGGGGUUUCCUGAACAUAUUAAACUAAAUGAUUUGAUCCUAA